Zea mays is the source of this 1425-nucleotide messenger RNA. Its product is annotated as two-component response regulator-like PRR1. The transcript has 2 exons. The coding region runs from base 377 to 1090 and encodes 237 amino acids. Gene Ontology annotation, cellular component: nucleus. Gene Ontology annotation, molecular function: DNA-binding transcription factor activity; protein binding. NCBI's taxonomy places the organism in Eukaryota, Viridiplantae, Streptophyta, Magnoliopsida, Poales, Poaceae. The record is from RefSeq and is a predicted model, not a curated record. Gene Ontology annotation, biological process: regulation of flower development.
GCGAUCGAUUUCCAGCUUUGGUGUUGCUCUGUGCUGUGUUGACAAUCCAAGGAGCGACUGUCCUUCAUUGUCAGAAUGCGUACAUGGAUCGUGGUUUUGGUGCCUGCUGCAUAUUGACCCAAUUCCUUAGCUUGGUGGGCAUAACAUGGAGAAUUCCUGCCUGCCUGCAUUGUGAGAUUGUGCAGUGGUGUGCUCCUCAGUGUAUGCGCACCAGCUUGGUUUGUUAGGUUGUGGCAGCAGCUAAGUACCUAGCAGUGGACGCAUGCAAUAUAAUGCGCCCACCCCACACGUAUUUUGCAGCGCUGGUCUCUCUCCUCCUGCGUGUGUUUGUUGAAGUGGUCUGUCAUACGCUCUCUGUAUUAUAUAUAUAACGCAGAUGAUCACCCGACCCGGCCCAUCAAGCCUGCUUGUACUCACUACACACUACUACAUACGUCUAGCAGCUGCGAGCAUGUAUCAGUAUCACCAUCAGCCGGGCACCUCUUCUUGUUAUGGUGAGGUUACAGGCGGUGGUGGCGAUGCCAUCCUUCCUUCUCCAGCUCGACCGGACGCCAUGCUUGCCGACGGAGGAGCAGCAUUCUUGCAAUCGCCAUUGCCAUUGCCGCCGUCGAGCUACAUGCUACCACCACACUGCCCCUCUCCUCUGCUUGUUCCUCCACCUCCAGUACCCAUGUCCAUGUGGCAGUCGGACGAGCAGCAAAUUACCAGGGUGGCGGCGCCAGUAAGGUACAGCGCGGAGGAGCGGCGGGAGCGCAUCGACAAGUACAGGAGCAAGCGCAACCAGCGCAACUUCCAAAAGAAGAUCACGUAUGCUUGCAGGAAGACGCUCGCCGACAGUCGGCCCAGGGUGAAGGGCCGCUUCGCUCGCAACGCCGGCGACUACACCGAUGCAGAUGCUGCAGUCGACCAUGUCGGCCAACCAGCUGAAAUCGAGGUGCCAUCACCAGCCUCGCCCGAGUGGUGGCCGCCAGCAGUUCAGCUUCAAGACUUGCCUGCCGGCAUCGACCCAGCAGACGAAGAGAUGCUGGCCGCCUACCUUGGCGUCUCCUCCAUCACUAUAGAUGAUCACCAGUAUAGCUGCCAGCCGUAGACACAUAAAAGAUAGAUAGAUGAUGCACGAUAAGUCAUUCCAUACUCCAUAGUGAGUGAUCAUCACCUUCUCUUUCUCUCUCUAUAUUAGUAUUAUUUGUCACCUAGGAUGAUAAAUUAAUGGUCCAUUGUUUGGACUCGACUGAAUACAUUAGAUCAAAUCAGUUUGUGCUUAGACGAGCACGUCCUAGACCUGACAAAAACGGGUCUGAUAUACUUUUGCGACACCCAACCCGUUAUAAAAUGUCUUAGCUAUGAACACUGUAUUGGCAAGAAUGACUCAGAUACAAUAUAUGAUGUCUUAAAUAAUGUGAGUUAGAGGGAAUGAUUUAAAUU